AUGAAGUGGAAUGUUGCAGGCGUUAUACAAUGCACGACAGUUCUCAAGGAUGCAAUGUUCGAGAACAUGACAUUUGAUGACUGGCAGAAGUCUACUGAUCCAAAGAUCCGUGGCACACUGAAUUUGCACAAUCUCUUCUCGGAGGAUGACUUGGCUUUCUUCGUGGGCUUGUCCUCCGUGGCAAGUGUCAUUGGUAAUAUGGGACAGACUAACUACUCUGCUGGAAAUGGGUUUAUCGACGGUCUCAUGGAGUGGCGUCGUGCCAAUGGCCUUUCUGGCGUGUCCAUCAACAUUGGUCUUGUUCCAGAUGCCAGUGGUCUGAGUGAUGUUGCUGAGGAUCAAGAACAACGUCGCCGCCGAUACAAGCAUCUGGAAGGAACUGAAAUUAUGACCCAUGAACUCCAGACCUUGCUUCGGGUGGUCAUCAACAGCAAGAUCUCGCUGCCGCCUCAGAUUGUUGCUGGCAUGACUGACAAUUUGUCUCGCAAGACUCCUCCGGCAGACUGGCUGUUCGACCGCAAAUUCGACCACCGUCUGUCUCUUGCCGUCGAGGAGGAGGACGAGUCCGCCGUUUCUACUGCUAGCCUGCUAAAACAGGCUGAUUCUCCCGAGACAGCCACUCAGAUCGUCGUCGACGUGCUGAGUGAAUACCUGGCAAACGAAAUGGCUACAACUGCCGAUGCUAUCGAUAUGGAUCUUCCCUUGUCCGCAUUGGGAGUUGAUUCUCUCAAAGCCACAGCAGUUCAAAAUUGGGUCUCCCGCGAGUUGGGCGCCGAGCUGACCUCCUUCGAGUUCCUUGGUUCUCAGCCCACCAAGGCCCUAGCGAAGAAGAUCGCUGACGCUAGCUCAUUCGUUCCGGCUUCAAACUAG
This is a messenger RNA of Penicillium cosmopolitanum, 870 nucleotides long. Its product is annotated as beta-ketoacyl reductase. The transcript is spliced from 3 exons. Lineage: Eukaryota; Fungi; Ascomycota; Eurotiomycetes; Eurotiales; Aspergillaceae. Bases 1 to 870 code for a protein of 289 amino acids. Gene Ontology annotation, biological process: secondary metabolite biosynthetic process; fatty acid biosynthetic process. Gene Ontology annotation, molecular function: phosphopantetheine binding; fatty acid synthase activity. The record is from RefSeq and is a predicted model, not a curated record.